AUGCAGUACAUGACUGACACUUUACCUUUCUUAUUGAAGUAUCAAAAGGCACGUGAAGGCUCUUCUCAUAAACGUAACGCUCAGAAGGAACUUCUCGAAGUAAUAUCACAUCGGUUGCAUGUAGACAAUAGUAUAGAAUUCAUCGGGAAGUUGUUGUUCAGUUCUAAGCAAGGGUCAGAAGUGCUGAAAACUGUUCGCCCUGCAGGCCAGCCUUUAGUGGAUGAUUGGUCCUGCCUCAAAUCGAUGGUGAGGACUUUUGAAGCACACUGUGGAUCUCUAUCUCAGUAUGGGAUGAAACAUAUGCGGUCUCUAGCAAACAUCUGCAAUGCCGGUAUCAGCAAGGAGAUGAUGGCUGAGGUGUCUGCUGAAGCUUCCAUUAGCAUUCCUGCCGAAAAUUCGUGCCUGAUACUUGAGGCUAUGGCUGAGCUCAUGAGUGGCUCUUUGUUAGAAUUGGUAUACCAAAAGCUUAUCGAUGACUGCAUUUUGAAGAAUAGGUCUCGUAUCCUCGCUUUCAAGACUGCACCUGAAGCACCGGCCAGCAAGCUGCCCCAGUUUGACGAGCCCAUUCAGCCGCAGAAGAAGCACAAUAAUGUGUUGGCGAUUGGCCUUGAGGACGCAGUGUAUCUCUGGGACGCUGCAAACGAGUCGACUAAGCUUCUACAACCCGUAGAAGACAGAGGACCUAUCACUUGCAUCCGCUGGUCGCCAGACUGUGCAGUUCUAGCUGUCGCAUUUGGCAAUUCAGAUUUAGCCCUGAUUGAUCCAGCAACAGGACAUGUCAUGGAUGGGAUGGAAGAUGAGAACCAGGCCCCUGUGUUGUCACUUGCAUGGAGAAGUAAUUCAAUCUUGACGGUCGGAAGAUUUGAUGGCACUGUUGUUGAUUAUGACUUUAGAAAGGAUGACAUGUUCAUCUGUUUCUAUAAUGGGCAUCGGCGUAGAGUUUGUAGUCUUAAAUGGUCCAUGUUGUCAGGGCGGUAUUUGGCGAGUGGAGGGCAGGACAAACUAGUGCACAUAUGGGAUGCCUGCAUGCUUGUCUCACGUGACCAUCCACGUCAACGUCAAUGGCUUCAUAGGAUCAGUAGCCACACUUCCAUUGUGAAGGCCGUUGACUGGUGCCCAACUCGGAGCAACUUGCUGGCUUCUGGUGGAGGUUGCAAUAAUAAUUGCGUUAAGUUUUGGAACACCGUUAAUGGUGCUUGCUUGAACUCGAUUGAUGUUGGCUCUGAAGUUUGUGCAUUGUUAUGGGACAAAAACAAAUCUGAAUUACUGACCUCCCAUGGUUCGCCGAACAAUCAACUCACCUUGUGGAAUUACCCAUCCAUGACGAGAGUGGCUGAGGUUUCCGGUCAUUCAUCCUAG
Molecule: messenger RNA, 1359 nt
Organism: Musa acuminata AAA Group (dessert banana)
Lineage: Eukaryota; Viridiplantae; Streptophyta; Magnoliopsida; Zingiberales; Musaceae
Product: cell division cycle 20.2, cofactor of APC complex
Exons: 6
Coding region: 1-1359 (452 amino acids)
Biological process (GO): anaphase-promoting complex-dependent catabolic process; positive regulation of anaphase-promoting complex-dependent catabolic process; positive regulation of ubiquitin protein ligase activity
Cellular component (GO): anaphase-promoting complex
Molecular function (GO): anaphase-promoting complex binding; ubiquitin ligase activator activity; protein binding
Source: RefSeq, a predicted model, not a curated record